AAAUCGUUUGACGCCCACCCCCGUAAGGACAGCCAGGUGCGUCAGCUGGCCUGGGACGGGGACGGGAUCUGGGUGUCCAUCAGACUGGACUCCACCCUCAGGCUGUUCCACGCCCACACCUUCCAGCACCUCCAGGACGUGGACAUCGAGCCCUACGUCAGCAAGAUGCUGGGCACGGGGAAACUAGGCUUCUCAUUCGUGAGGAUCACAGCUCUCAUGGUGUCCUCUAACCGUCUGUGGAUCGGAACUGGAAACGGAGUCAUCAUCUCCAUCCCUCUGACUGACAGCAACAAGGCGACCAAGGCAGCAGGGAACCAGCCAGGCAGUGUGGUGUACAGCGACGACAGCGGAGACAAAGUGACGGCCGGGACCUUUGUUCCGUACUGCUCCAUGGCUCAGGCCCAGCUCUGUUUCCAUGGUCACAGAGACGCUGUCAAGUUCUUCACCGCGGUCCCAGGUCAUGCAGAUCCAUCUGCUUCCUGCGGGGGGGAGGCAGCGGGGGAGAAGACGACAGAUGCCGCGGCUCAGGAAGGAACCAAGUCCAUGUUGGUGAUGAGCGGGGGAGAGGGCUACAUCGACUUCAGGAUGGGUGAUGAGGAUGUUGAGGGGGAGGAGGGGGAGCAGCCGCCCAUGAAGCUGCACCCCUCCCAGGCUAAAGCCGAGCGCAGCCACCUCAUCGUGUGGCAGAUCCUGGACAACGAAGACUGACCCCUGAAGCCUGAUUUGCCUUUUAACUCAAACUCGCUGCCAUGGAGGCGUUCAGGGGGACGACCCCCCCCCCCCUCUUCUGACACGAGUUUAAUCAGCACUUUUUCUUCCUGAACAAUAAGAGUCAAACAAGCAGAGACUGCUCUGAGAGCUGCUCCGUGAACACAUUCACACAAACUGCAUGUUAUUGUUUUAACCAUGAUUUAUUUUUCUUUUAAUCUAAUAUUUUAUAAACUUGAAUCUGUAAUUAUGCCUCUGCCUCUUCUAAUAUUAAUUGAGGUAAAGCUGUAUUUGGAUACAGAACUAUUUGUUUUGUAUUUGCUCCUCAAAUACAACCAUUUCCCCCCGCCUUACAUGUUCAGGUUCCCUUCCCUCUGUUCAGUCUGUGUGCUCAUGCUGGACCCGGCAUGAUGCUAAAUCAUUGGGUCAAACAUUACAAUAAUCACAUGGAGAAAAUCAUUAGAGAUUCUUCAUGAAUCCAAAAUCAUAUUUUAUGUUCAUUUGAAUCCUUUGAGAACUUGGCUUUUGAUUGUAUGCAAGACAAAGUGGAUUGAUUGCCAGGUGUUUCUAGGUCAGGAUUUGUUUUAGUCGGCAACACUUCAGCUUUAAGUAUCUAUUUGAGCAGAACAUGGCCUUGUGUUUAUCCUAAUAUUCAAGAUGUUAUAGUGGUGGACCCAUUUCAAUCCAACAUUACAUUCCAGUCACAGAGCAAAGCCUCAGAUAUUCUGAAAAGUCAACCAGCAAAGUUUUGAUACAGAGGGUUUCUCAGACCCCCUAUCACUCAUCAGGCCAUCUCAAUGAACAAAUGCUCCAUCUCUGCUUUGUAUUGUCAUGUAGCAGCUGCAUGGCUAUGUGGGCCUACUAUCUGAAUAACUAUCGGAUGGAAUGUAUUGCAUGCCUCCCUCAGGAUGAGUUGCAAUAACCUUGGAGUUCCUCUGAUUUAGCAUAAGCUCUACAUUUUAUAUAUUCAAUAACUUAGUUUAUGACAAAAUACAUGUUUUUCAUGCUAUUUACUGUAACAAUAAUGAUCCCUAAACUAGGACGGCUAACAUUACAUUGUCAGAGUAUGCAUGUUAGCAUGCUGACAUUAGCAUUUAGCUCAAAGCACCACUGUGCCUAAGAAGUACAGCUUCACAUAGCUGCUAGCAUAUCUUUACAGAUUUGAAGGACGAGCCACAGGAAUUCUUUUGUAGGCAAUGAUCUUCUUAGCUCUCUGACUCGAGUGUUAUGAUGAUAUAUCAGAGGUACUAACUGGAGGCUCAGUAACUGAGUGUGACUGUUUUGGUUGCAAUGCUUACACAUGUGUAGACUUCAGACUUGUAUUUAAUCCCGUAUUACAUGAGGAUGCUGUCGGUCCUCUGCUCUGUUUAACCAUCAGCUCCAGCUAGUAGACACUUUAAUAAUAUUCCUUAGGUAUCAAGAGUGGAAAGGACUAGGUAACCAAGCUUUUCAAGUGUGAUAAAGUGUUUAUUUUUUCUUGAAAGAAUGUUGCGCUUGCUACCAAAGGAAAUUAAAGAUGAUUAGUUUGCUGAAA
Notothenia coriiceps (black rockcod) is the source of this 2242-nucleotide messenger RNA. Its product is annotated as C-Jun-amino-terminal kinase-interacting protein 4-like. Lineage: Eukaryota; Metazoa; Chordata; Actinopteri; Perciformes; Nototheniidae. The transcript is spliced from 5 exons. Gene Ontology annotation, molecular function: JUN kinase binding; signaling receptor complex adaptor activity; MAP kinase scaffold activity. The record is from RefSeq and is a predicted model, not a curated record. Gene Ontology annotation, cellular component: cytoplasm. The annotation marks the transcript as partial. Gene Ontology annotation, biological process: vesicle-mediated transport.